AUGCCUGAUGUGGCGAAACAGGGAUACGAAAAAUUACGCCAAGUGCAGGAUCUCUACGCCUCAUUACGUCCAGAACUCGUUGGAGAUCUAUACUGGCGCCAUGAACGCCAGGUCUCCCCAGGCCUCCAGGAGUACAUCGAGGCUCUCGGCUUUGCAUACUACCUGGAGCAUGGGACCUUAAUCUCGUUCAAUGAAGUCCAGAAAACUCUGUCAGAUCCCCAUGGAGCUCCAUACUUCCCGUUGACAGUCUCAGACUACCUUUUGGGUCUAUCUGACCUCACAGAUUUCGAAAGGUACACCCCAUAUAUUCGUGAUCUGCGCAAAAAACAGGCUGUCACUUCAAAUUCACUGGAAAAGAUCGAGGAUGCUGUCUACGCUAUCUUCCUUCGAAGCUCAGAAUACGACUUGCCGGCGGAAAUUCUGGACGACAUUGUUGCACAGUCUAUUUCCAACUUCUCGCGGUCGGAAGAAGGUGGCGGAGGCGGUCAUUCCAAUCGACGUUCGGGGCGAGGACGGACGACGGAAGGAUACGAUAGCGGGGAUGAAGAAGGCUUCUGAAAAUUUCUAGGGUGCUGGGCUCAUUAGUUGCCGAUUAGUAUGUGGAAAUUGAGCUCCAAUAAGGAUUGUAUAAUACGU
Messenger RNA from Coprinopsis cinerea okayama7#130, 636 nucleotides. Its product is annotated as translin family protein. Gene Ontology annotation, molecular function: sequence-specific DNA binding; RNA endonuclease activity; RNA binding. Bases 1 to 558 code for a protein of 185 amino acids. Gene Ontology annotation, cellular component: nucleus; cytoplasm. The transcript is spliced from 4 exons. The record is from RefSeq and is a predicted model, not a curated record. Lineage: Eukaryota; Fungi; Basidiomycota; Agaricomycetes; Agaricales; Psathyrellaceae.